This is a messenger RNA of Brassica rapa (field mustard), 1037 nucleotides long. RefSeq names its product CBS domain-containing protein CBSX3, mitochondrial. NCBI's taxonomy places the organism in Eukaryota, Viridiplantae, Streptophyta, Magnoliopsida, Brassicales, Brassicaceae. The record is from RefSeq and is a predicted model, not a curated record.
UAAGGAUAAAAAAAGAGAGAAAGUCGUCAGUGAAUCACUAUCGAAAAAGGUUAUUUAUUAUUAUCCAUAAGAAACCCCUUGAAACACUCCACUCAACUCUCGUCACCUGUCUCUUACCUUUACUCUAGGGUUCUCAAGCUUCCCUCCCCGAUCCGUUUCUUUCUCCAAGCUCAGGUCAAGAUGCAAGCUGUGAUUCGUUCGUUUGUCUCCGGUGGAAACGUUGUGAGAUCAUCUCUGCUGCAGCAUCUCCGUGUGGUCAACCCUGCGAUUCAGCCUUCCGUGUUGUCUACUCGCUAUGAGUCCACUCAGCCUGCUCGUAUGGAGGAGCAUGGGUUCGAGAGCACAACCAUUUCUGAUGUUAUGAACGCCAAAGGCAAAAGCGCUGAUGGAUCUUGGCUUUGGUGUACCACUGAUGACACUGUCUACGACGCUGUUAAAUCCAUGACACAACACAAUGUUGGUGCCUUGGUGGUUGUGAAACCUGGUGAGCAACAAUCUCUUGCUGGUAUCAUUACAGAGAGAGAUUAUCUGAGGAAGAUCAUAGUGCAAGGCAGAUCAUCCAAAUCAACAAAAGUAGGGGACAUUAUGACUGAAGAGAAUAAGCUUAUCACCGUGACACCAGAGACCAAGGUCCUGGUCGCUAUGCAGCUGAUGACUGAUAACAGGAUCAGGCAUAUUCCAGUGAUCAAAGACAAGGGCAUGAUAGGAAUGGUGUCCAUUGGAGAUGUGGUCCGUGCAGUGGUGACUGAGCAUCGUGAGGAGCUUAACCGCCUAAACGCGUUUAUUCAGGGAGGUUACUAGACGCUACUAGCCUUGCGUGUGGGUGGUCUGGUGGUUGGAUGAAUCUCCGAAAGCUUUAAGAUGGAUGUAUAUAUAUGGAGUCUUGGUUGGUUGUUGUCUGAUGUUUGUUUGUUUGUUGUUUUUAAUCUGCUGUUUCAAUUGCUUAACUUGUCAAGACUAAGCUCUUGUGCUUUCCCUUUUUUAUGCUACUCUCUGCAAGAUAAUAAAACCAAAGACUCCCAUCUCUUUUUGGAAUA